GUGAGAUUCCUCAGAGGGCAGUCCGUUUGAAACGAGGCGACAGUAGGAACUAAAAGCUGAUAUUUUCCAGUCCUGAACCGACAACGGUCCUCUAAAAACAACUUCAGUCUUAGCAGUAGCAGCCAGUCUUCUCGUGGUUUGGAGGCCGACGCCCAUCUCACUACCUAGAAGCCAUGGCAGAUGAAGCGGACAUGCGCAAUGAGCUGGAAAACCUGCAGGCGAAGGCAGAUCAGAUAGCCGAUGAGUCACUGGAGAGCACUCGGCGUAUGCUGGCCAUGGUGGAGGAGAGUAAAGAUGCUGGUAUCAGGACUCUGGUUAUGCUGGAUGAGCAGGGAGAGCAACUGGAGCGGAUCGAGGAGGGGAUGGACCAGAUCAAUAAGGACAUGAAGGAUGCAGAAAAGAAUUUGAACAAUCUAGGGUCUCUCUGUGGUCUUUGUUCGUGUCCCUGUAACAAGAUAAAAGGGGGAGGGCAGGCGUGGGGGGCCAACCAGGAUGGAGUGGUUAACAGUCAGCCAGGGGCCCGUGUGGUGGACGAACGUGAACAGAUGGCCAUCAGUGGAGGGUUCAUCCGCAGGGUAACUGAAGACGCCCGGGAGAAUGAGAUGGAUGAGAACCUGGAGCAGGUGGGCGGGAUCAUCGGUAACCUGCGUCACAUGGCCCUGGACAUGGGCAACGAGAUAGACACCCAGAACCGGCAGAUCGACAGGAUCAUGGACAAGGCUGAUUCCAACAAGACCAGGAUUGACGAGGCCAACCAGCGUGCCACAAAGAUGUUGGGCUAAACUGCAGCGACAACAUGCUUUCAACCCCCCCCCCCCCCCCCGAAACAUGCUUUUAUCAUGGCACUUUCUCAGACCCGCCCCCCUCCUCCUUCUCUUCUUCCUGUUGUAAAAUGUUGUUCUGUUGUCUUCUAUCUUUGGCUUUUAUUAAAAUGAUAGUCCUGGUUAGUCAUCUCGUCCUCUACCCCCCCCCCCCUAACCCCCAUUCUGUCUGUUCCUAAAGUUGUUCCUCCAUUAUGUCUCUCUUCCUAGUUGUUCCUCUACCCUCCAUUAUGCCUCCUCCUAGUUGUUCCUCUACCCUCCAUUAUGUCUCUCCUCCUAGUUGUUCCUCUACCCUCCAUUCUCUCUCUUCCUAGUUGUUCCUCUACCCUCCAUUCUGUCUCUCCUAGUUGUUCCUCUACCCUCCAUUCUGUCUCUCCUAGUUGUUCCUCUACCCUCCAUUCUGUCUCUCCUCCUAGUUGUUCCUCUACCCUCCAUUCUGUCUCUCCUAGUUGUUCCUCUACCCUCCAUUCUGUCUCUCCUCCUAGUUGUUCCUCUACCCUCCAUUCUGUCUCUCCUAGUUGUUCCUCUACCCUCCAUUCUGUCUCUCUCCCUAGUUGUUCGUCUACUCCCAAUUCUGUCUCUCCUCCUAGUUGUUCGUCUACUUCCCAUUCUGUCUCUCCUCCUAGUUGUUCGUCUACUUCCCAUUCUGUCUCUCCUCCUAGUUGUUCGUCUACUUCCCAUUCUGUCUCUCCUCCUAGUUGUUCGUCUACUUCCCAUUCUGUCUCUCCUCCUAGUUGUUCGUCUACUUCCCAUUCUGUCUCUCCUCCUAGUUGUUCGUCUACUUCCCAUUCUGUCUCUCCUUCUAGUUGUUCGUCUACUUCCCAUUCUGUCUCUCCUCCUAGUUGUUCGUCUACUUCCCAUUCUGUCUCUCUUCCUAGUUGUUCGUCUACUUCCCAUUCUGUCUCUCCUCCUAGUUGUUCGUCUACUUCCCAUUCUGUCUCUCUUCCUAGUUGUUCGUCUACUUCCCAUUCUGUCUCUCCUCCUAGUUGUUCGUCUACUUCCCAUUCUGUCUCUCCUCCUAGUUGUUCGUCUACUUCCCAUUUUGUCUCUCCUCCUAGUUGUUCGUCUACUUCCCAUUCUGUCUCUCUUCCUAGUUGUUCGUCUACUUCCCAUUCUGUCUCUCCUCCUAGUUGUUCGUCUACUUCCCAUUCUGUCUCUCUUCCUAGUUGUUCCUCUACCCUCCAUUCUGUCUCUCCUCCUAGUUGUUCGUCUACUUCCCAUUCUGUCUCUCCUCCUAGUUGUUCAUCUACCUCCCAUUCUGUCUCUCCUCCUAGUUGUUCAUCUACUUCCCAUUCUGUCUCUCCUCCUAGUUGUUCAUCUACCCUCCAUUCUGUCUCUCCUCCUAGUUGUUCCUCUACCCUCCGUUCUGUCUCUCCUAGUUGUUCCUCUACCCUCCAUUCUGUCUCUCUCCCUAGUUGUUUGUCUACUUCCAAUUCUGUCUCUCCUCCUAGUUGUUCGUCUACUUCCCAUUCUGUCUCUCCUCCUAGUUGUUCGUCU
This is a messenger RNA of Oncorhynchus kisutch (coho salmon), 2318 nucleotides long. RefSeq names its product synaptosomal-associated protein 25-B. Gene Ontology annotation, cellular component: plasma membrane; synaptobrevin 2-SNAP-25-syntaxin-1a-complexin I complex. The transcript is spliced from 8 exons. Bases 174 to 782 code for a protein of 202 amino acids. The record is from RefSeq and is a predicted model, not a curated record. Gene Ontology annotation, molecular function: voltage-gated potassium channel activity; SNAP receptor activity; syntaxin-1 binding. Gene Ontology annotation, biological process: synaptic vesicle fusion to presynaptic active zone membrane; exocytosis; synaptic vesicle priming. Lineage: Eukaryota; Metazoa; Chordata; Actinopteri; Salmoniformes; Salmonidae.